Molecule: messenger RNA, 330 nt
Organism: Necator americanus (New World hookworm)
Lineage: Eukaryota; Metazoa; Nematoda; Chromadorea; Rhabditida; Ancylostomatidae
Exons: 3
Coding region: 1-330 (109 amino acids)
Source: RefSeq, a predicted model, not a curated record
AUGGGAUACGAACUCCAUGUUGAGCCAUCGAAAUGUACGAUUACUACUUCAGGCGGCAAGUCAAAACAUAAGUUAAUUAACUAUUGUGAUAGAAAUCUCGCUUACAAGAUUGUUUUUGCUGCUGGAUCGAAAUAUUCUGUGCCACCAGACAAAAUGAGUGGUGUUAUUGAUGUCGGAAAAAGUGCAGAAGUUGAAAUUACAAGAAAGACUGGGAAAGGUCCUGAAGAAGUGAUGACUGUUGAGUAUGCACCUGCGAAUCCAGAUCCGAGCAAAGGAAAAAAUGGUGAAAUCGCAGGGCAGACGGUUGUGAAACUGAAGCCAACUGAAUAA